UAUUUACCAACUUUACCUCCUAAAAUAGAUACUCAUAAUACACCUUAUUAUCCUUUCUUCAUCUUCUCUAUAUAACCCAAAGUCUCAAUUCUUUGCACACAAUUGAUCACCUUUGCCAAUUUUAGUACUUGCAUGGCUCAACUACCACCUAAAGUUCCCACCAUGGCACAUAAUUGGCCAUUCCAAAACAUGCCCCCAUUGCCUAAUUCUACGACCAUCACUAUCAACAACCAUACUAACAAUAAUUCCUGGGUCGAUGAUUUCCUAGAUUUCUCGUCGGCCCGGAGGAAUUCGCACCGUAGAUCAGUUAGCGACCCGAUUGCAUUCGUGGAGGGUCCGUUUCUCCAACAAUGCCGGGUCGCUGGAUCGAAUAUCGGGUUCGAUAAAUUAGACGAUGAACAACUUACUACAAUGUUUUCAGAUGAAUUAGCCAACAAUGCACCCACAAGUACGAAUUCAUCUACACCGUCUGAUCAAGUAAGUGAAAAUGACGAUCAGAAAUCAACGGUCCUACCAACAGUUGAUGUUAAUCAAGUGGUGGUUCAGCCAAACGAUGAGCCUGGAGAAGUUGAUGAUAGUGAUAAUAAUAAUAAUCAAUUAUCACCAAGUGCUAAGAAAAAUGCUGCUAAUGACAAUUCUGAUAAUACUAAUUGUAUCGUGGAUCCAAAGAGGAUUAAGAGGAUUUUAGCUAACAGGCAAUCAGCUCAGAGAUCAAGAGUUAGGAAGUUGCAUUACAUUUCAGAACUGGAAAGAAGUGUAACCACUCUGCAAACAGAAGUAUCAGCAUUGUCACCAAGAGUGGCUUUUUUAGACCAUCAAAGGCUGCUUCUGAACGUUGAUAAUAGUGCACUCAGGCAACGAAUUGCAGCUUUGGCUCAAGAUAAGAUAUUUAAAGAUGCACAUCAAGAAGCAUUGAAGAAAGAAAUUGAGAGAUUAAGACAAAUUUAUCAUGAACAAAACAUGAAGAAAAUCAGCACCACCGCCACCGCCGAUGCACCACCGUCAACGGUGGCACCGAUGAGUUGCACUGAAGAAGAGUAAGCUUCUUUAAAAUGUAUUGCUCCAUGCUAACCUACGCCUUCACAUGAUUUUAGGAAAUUAAUUCCUACUUUUAUUUAAAAUAGUAGUUGGAAGAAAAAUUCACUUGAUAUUUGGGAAAAGGGAAAAGAAAAAAAAAAAAGCAAACCCAAAGUUUGCUUUAUUUGUAUUUUAUUGUGUGACUAAUUUUUUCUAUUAUUUAUUAUUUUACUGGUCUACUACCAUUUAAUUUUUUUUGGUCAUGUUAGGGUUUAAAUUGAGUCAAUUUAAUUUGUGACUGAUUUGUGGUUCUUGUAUUUUAUUUUUGAUUGUACAAGAAAAAAGGGGUGGUUUAUUUAGGGUUUUCCAUAUGGUUUGGAAUUUUAACAUUGUAAUUUGUAAGGGUAGUAUUUGGUUGUUAAUUUUGAUGAAUUUUUCUAUUGUAAUUUAAUUUCCUUAUAGUUUUGGUAUAAUAACUUAUAUACCUUCUUGAUUUGUUCUUAAGGAAUGUAAGGACAAAUGAGGAAAGAAAACAUAAGGAAAAAUUUGAAUGAAGAAGUUGUUUUAGAUGUUUA
Molecule: messenger RNA, 1592 nt
Organism: Capsicum annuum
Lineage: Eukaryota; Viridiplantae; Streptophyta; Magnoliopsida; Solanales; Solanaceae
Product: basic leucine zipper 61
Exons: 4
Coding region: 133-1041 (302 amino acids)
Biological process (GO): positive regulation of DNA-templated transcription
Cellular component (GO): nucleus
Molecular function (GO): DNA-binding transcription factor activity; DNA binding
Source: RefSeq, a predicted model, not a curated record